This is a messenger RNA of Labrus bergylta (ballan wrasse), 1798 nucleotides long. RefSeq names its product G protein-coupled receptor 39 (gene gpr39). Lineage: Eukaryota; Metazoa; Chordata; Actinopteri; Labriformes; Labridae. The record is from RefSeq and is a predicted model, not a curated record. Gene Ontology annotation, biological process: G protein-coupled receptor signaling pathway. Gene Ontology annotation, molecular function: G protein-coupled receptor activity. Gene Ontology annotation, cellular component: membrane.
UGUCUUACACUUUGCUCAGACUGAAGUGAAACCACAUCUUGACUCAGACCUGUGAGGACUCCCUGGGAUCUCAGAUGAUCGUCAAGAAUGGAUUAGACUCUGAAUGAAAAACUGGACUUUCAUACGCAAGAAACUGAAAACUUAGAAGAAGGGAAAAAGUUCUGAAGAGUUGCCAUAUUCUCGACCCUGGAGUGACAUGAAUUGACGCACCUCCUGUGAUUUUGAAUUUUCCUCUCCACUGGGACACUCUCACUGGAGAAUUAGAAAACGGUCAGGACUAAGUAAGUCUUCAUUGUGAGUCGUUAUCUUGGGAAAAAAAGCUCACCUCUGGCUCUCGGCUCUAAUCAGGGACUCACCCUGCAGAACUGAUAAGCUCAAAGAAAAAAUCAAUAGCAGAAAAUCUGCACUCACCACUCUGUGACCAUGAGUGAGGAAAUAGAGAUAGCAGAAGAGAAAGACUGGCGCGAACUUGAACCCAACUACCCGGUCAAAAUCUUCCUCACAGUCCUGUACAGCCUCAUCCUGGUGACGGGGAUUGUGGGUAAUUCAGUCACCAUCAGAGUGACACAAAUACUGAAUCGAAAUGGUUACCUGCAGAAAAAUGUGACCGACCACAUGGUUAGCUUAGCAUGCUCAGAUAUGUUGGUGCUCCUUAUUGGCAUGCCCGUUGAGCUCUACAUCGCCAUCUGGUUCCCAUUCACGUCGAAUUCUGGCAACGCGUCCUGUAAAAUCUACAACUUCCUGUUUGAAGCUUGCAGCUAUGCCACCAUCCUCAACGUAGCCACGCUAAGCUUUGAGCGAUACACAGCAAUCUGUCACCCAUUUCGAUUUAAAGCUUUGGGUAGAAAACGGACCACCGGACUCAUCACGUUCGCCUGGCUGGCGUCCGUGCUCGUCGCCCUGCCUUUGCUCAUUGCCACAGGAACGGAGGGACACAUCCCCUUACGUGCGGACACACCUGUCCAGAAUCUGACCUUCUGUACCAACCUGAGGGAGCACUGGGUGAUGUACAGGGUGAGCGUCUUUCUGGCGUUCAUCAUCUACAUGAUCGUGUUGAUCUGUGUGGCCAUCAUGUGCCGGGCAAUGAUCCUCGUGCUCCGGAGACCUUUAGGAUCCAUGGAUGACGGCCUCGAUGGAACUCAAAGAGCACCGAAACACGAAAGUCAAAAGAUGAAGACGGCCCGUAAGCAGACCAUCAUUUUUCUUGGUCUCAUCGUGGGAUCUUUGAUGGUCUGCUGGUUUCCAAACCAGAUUCGUCGUCUCAUGAUGGCGGCCGUUCCAAAGUCCCGCUGGACCAUUUCUUACUUCCGGAGCUACGUCACUCUCCACCCUGUGGCCGACACGUUCUUCUACCUCAGCUCGGUCCUCAACCCGUUCCUCUACAACCUCUCCUCCCGACAGUUCAGGGAGGUGUUCAUGCAGGUGCUGCGGUGCCGCCUCACCAUCGAACACAUCAACAAGCGCACUCUGCACGCCAACGCUGCCUCCGGACGAUCCCUGCGGCCACUUCUUCUAAAGUCAUUUCGUCGCAGCAAGGUUAAUGCCCGCACCGCCACAAUGGAGAAAACUCCUCCCACUUUUACGACCUUCCAGCAGCAAAGUGAUUCAGGAGUGGCUUCAAACACUGAAACCUCUCUGAACCUGACUGAAGAGUCUGAUUCCAUUCCCAAUACAAAGACACGCAUACCAUCAGAGAGUGACGUAUAAUGUUCUGUACAUUUUAAUGCAACAGUAAAAACAAACCAAUGACGCCUGCGCUCAUAUGAGACACAAUUAAAGAAAUAUUUCUUAUACACAG